AUGACCACGAAAAUGGAAACGACCUUCUAUGACGAGAACGCUUCCAAUGCGCAGCGUGACGGAACAGGGCUGUUCGCAUUUAACCCUAAGACUCUGAAACAGACUAUGACACUAAAUCUGAACGACCCAAAAAACUUCAAACCCCAGCUGAGCUCCAAAGCUUUGGAUAUCCUCACCUCCCCGGACGUGGGUUUACUGAAGCUGGCCUCGCCUGAGCUCGAGAGGCUCAUCAUUCAGUCGUGUACCGGUUUGACUACUCCCACUCCGACACAAUUCAACUGUAACAAGAACAUCACAGACGAACAGGAAGGGUUUGCCGAGGGCUUCGUAAAGGCGUUAGCAGAACUUCACUACCAGCAGCUUCCAGCGCCUGCCACAAACUCUGACGCACAGCCCAGCGGCAAUAACAAUGUGGCACCUGGCCCUGUGUCCGAAAAUGGUGGCGCCCCUUUCAGCAGCACGGCUCACACGGAGCCACCAGAGUAUACCAAUUUAGGCGCAUUUGCCGGUGCCGUGGGCUCUGUUACGUCCAAUGGGAAACAUGUAUCUACAGGUUAUGCAGUGGCCCAACCCCACAACCACAUGGACCACCAAGUAGCGGCAGCUCACCAUCCGCGGCUUCAUGCGCUCAAAGAAGAGCCUCAAACCGUCCCAGAGAUGUCGGGGGACACCCCUCCUCUGUCUCCCAUCGACAUGGAAUCACAAGAGCGCAUCAAGGCGGAGAGGAAGCGCAUGAGGAACAGGGUAGCUGCGUCCAAAUGCCGGAAAAGAAAACUGGAAAGGAUCUCAAGGUUGGAAGACAGAGUCAAAAACCUGAAGACCCAACACACAGAAUUGGUUUCUUCUGCCAAUGUACUGAGAGACGAGCUGGCGCUACUCAAGCAGAAAGUUAUGGACCAUGUUAACAGUGGCUGCCAGCUUAUUCUUACCCAACAGCUCCAAGCUUACUAA
Molecule: messenger RNA, 951 nt
Organism: Knipowitschia caucasica
Lineage: Eukaryota; Metazoa; Chordata; Actinopteri; Gobiiformes; Gobiidae
Source: the annotation of a GenBank genome assembly